CCCGGCGGGCCGCUGGAAAAGUUUGCGCCCUGGCUGGCGGGGACAGAGGCAGAAGAAGCUGGUCUGGGAGACACGCGACAGGAAACCGGCGCCAAGCGCGGCGGCAGGACGAACCGGAGCGAGACUCUCCGGCCCGGGAACGUGCCGCGACUCCCGAGCCCCAGGACUAUCCCGGCGUCCCAGCCCAGCUCGCAUCUGAGCGGAGGAAAGGGUGUCAGGAUGCCGGUGGCCCAAGUGCCCUUCCCAGACGGAGGAGCCUAUUCUCAACACCCUAGCUGGGGUCUGGCUUGGAUCACUAUUGCAGCCUGAGCCGCAGGCUUUCUUUGCCCGGGAAAUGGACGUUCCCAGGGCGCCCUCUGGUGGAUUCUGGAGCUAACCGAUCGUGACUUCCAAGUGAUGGCGACGGUUCUCACGCUGCACCCCAGACCCUACACCUCCAACGAGACGCUGCACAAACAUUACAGCUAUGUAGGCAAGUUGAAGGACAGGCUGAAGGACGCCCCCGAGGGCAGCACGCUAACCACCAUUGUUUUCUUGAUCAUCUGCAGCUUCAUUGUCUUGGAGAACCUGAUGGUUUUGAUCGCCAUCUGGAAAAACAAUAAAUUUCACAACCGCAUGUACUUUUUCAUUGGCAACCUGGCUCUCUGCGACCUGCUGGCCGGCAUAGCCUACAAGGUCAACAUUCUGAUGUCGGGCAAGAGGACACUGAGCCUGUCUCUGACCGUCUGGUUCCUACGGGAAGGCAGCAUGUUCGUGGCCCUCGGGGCGUCCACCUGUAGCCUACUGGCCAUUGCUAUCGAGCGGCACUUGACCAUGAUCAAAAUGAGACCAUACGAUGCCAACAAGAAGCACCGCGUCUUUCUCCUGAUCGGGAUGUGCUGGCUCAUCGCGUUCUCGCUGGGCGCCUUACCCAUCCUGGGCUGGAACUGCCUGCACGACCUCCCUGACUGCUCCACCAUCCUGCCCCUCUACUCCAAGAAGUACAUCGCGUUCUGCAUCAGCAUCUUCACGGCCAUCCUGGUGACCAUCGUGAUCCUGUACACACGCAUCUACUUCCUGGUGAAGUCCAGCAGCCGCAGGGUGGCCAGCCCUCACAACUCAGAGCGGUCCAUGGCCCUGCUGCGGACUGUGGUGAUCGUGGUGAGCGUCUUCAUCGCCUGCUGGUCCCCACUCUUCAUCCUCUUCCUCGUGGAUGUGGCCUGCAAGGUGAAGGAGUGUGCCAUCCUCUUCAAGGCCCAGUGGUUCAUUGUGCUGGCCGUGCUCAACUCCGCCAUGAACCCCGUCAUCUACACGCUGGCCAGCAAGGAGAUGCGGCGGGCCUUCUUCCGGCUGGUCUGCACCUGCCUGGUCAGGGGCCAGGGUGCCCGCUCCUCACCCAUCCAGCCUGCUCUCGACCCAAGCAGAAGCAAAUCCAGCGGCAGCAAUAACAGCAGCCCCUCCCCAAAGAGCAAGGAAGACCUCCCCCAGAUAACCGCCUCGCCCUGCAUAACAGACAGAAACAAAACCCUGCAGAAUGGGAUCCUCUGCAAGUGAGGGCGCCGGGCUCCAGGAACGUGGGGUCCUCGCAUCUCCGUGGAACGAGCGGCAACAAGCCCUGCAGCCACAUUCUUAUUGAUUUCACGCCUCACCCAUGGGGGCUAUUCCAGAGCUGGGACUCAGGAAACCUAUUCUGCCAACAGCCUGCCUGGUGUGGACGUCUCUUAAGGAGGGAACCCAAGGAAUUGCCAACCCAUUUCAGUGUAGACAGCGUGCCUUGUCCGUUUAGGCUCCAGGGUCUUCCAAAUGUACCAAGCUGUCGAUGUCAUCAGUCGCCUUACCCUGAGUCCCACCGAUCACUGUCUGCUGUGCCUAGAGAGGGAAGGUCGUGGACCACAUAGUGUACAAUGUGUCUCCCAGAACAUCAGGAUGAUGUUUGGUAACUUUACACUACACUCUGUGCACAGGAUAGAUGCCGUACGUUCGUCAUUUCUGUGUUACAGAGCACUUGCGUUUCAUAUGUCUGCCAUUGGUACACGCAGAAGCUGCAGUACGUGAUACUGUUACGUAACAGGGAGUACAGGUAUAUUCUGACUGAAGCACCAGGUAUGAGGAUAUGGCUGGGAACUAGGUGGACACACUGGUUCCAGUCUCCUCAGACUGACGUGAAGUCUCACGUUAAGCAGGUUUUGAAAGCCCAAAUCCCCCCAAAGGGCUUGUCCGAGGCUGGUCUCAGAUGUGUGGGUCUGACUCCAAACUGUCCUGAGACAUACACUUGACAGCGUCUGGAGUAUCCUGGUGACAAUGAGCAAGUUCUGUGGGCGUACAUCCCCCAAGGGGACCCCUGCUUCUCUUCUGUCAUUUGUCCCUGCAGAGUCUUAAGCACAUCUAAAAGCCACAUUAGCCAAAUUAUGUGAUUGUUUGAGGUUUCUCCAAAUCACAGAAAAGCCAGCCAACGUAUUCCAGGAGCUGUGCCCCAGACCAACCAAGAAAAGAACUCACAAGGGAGAAGCAGAGGACAGACCCCUGGCUCAUUUCGCCUUUCCAAUAUAAUGGGGAGUUUCUAUUGAAUUCGGAGAGGUUUGCAAGGCAGCACUGUGAUCCUAUGUUGAGUUUGAAUCUGUAUCAGAAAGCACCAAGUCAACAACGCCCUGUGUUGUCACAGCUGAACAGCUGGGGCCGUCAGCAGCCUCAUGGAUUCCUGAAAGCUGACCCUGACCAUGACUAUUAGAGCAGUUUAAUUGUGAUCUGGCAGCUUGUGCUUUCUUCAAAGAAAUAUAGCAAUACUGUAAUCUUCCUUUUCAACACAGGUUGACCCUGUAUCACUGUUUACCUUAAGAAGCAAUUACUUAGAAGGUAUUUUUGUACACAGUCAUCCCCAGUGAUUCUUCAUGCAGUACAAAUGGGUGAAAAAUACACAAAUUUGCAGAGCUGUCAUAAGCAUAUAGUUGAUGUAUUGAGUUCUUUGUUAAAAAAAAAAAAAAAAAAAAGCAACCUUUAAAAGGAUUCUUUCUUGGGUAAGUCUCACAUCAGAACCCCCUGAAGUUUUUAGGUUCAGUGGGAAUUUUGCCUGAGUAAAGACUAAAAGAGUAGUCUUAAUACAUGAGUAACUUUUCAAAGAGAAAGGGACUCCUCUUUGUUAUAUGAUGCCAGUUCCUCUUUAUUAAGGAAGAUUUCUGUGGGUCCUGGGUGAUCAUGUACUGACCAACAUCUUUCUUAAUUUUUGGUACUGAUGAGAUAAAUCCUAUUUGUAAGGAGAUGCUCAUCGGUGGCAUUUUUGUUGUCCUCAUUACGUCACUGAAAAGGAGCUGAUUCUCUUGUCAAAUAGCAGGAGAAAAUCCAGGGCAUUUCUGGAAAAGUUAAGCAUUAAGAUACUGGGAUAAGAAAACAACAACAACAAAAUUGCCUCAGAGAGCCAAAAUAUUGAGUAUUGCAUUUUACCUUAGGUAGUGAAAUGACUUAACAAAUUUAUAUGUUAGUUCUGAGUUGCUUGGGGGCCCCAGAUGUCUGGCACUAAUAUGAAUAACACUAUAACCUCAACUUUUUUUUGAGGUAGUGCAGAACUUUCAAUCAAUCUGAAUGAAAAAUACUCCAAAAAAGUAAUUGUGUUUAUUUGAUAUAUGCAAAAAGUAAUCAAAUUUAGUACCGAUGUGUACAUUCCUAACUAGCUAGCUGGAGAUCAUUUAGAAGUUGAGUGUGUCAAAGCCACAGAGAACCUGUGCAUUAGAUCUCGUUCAAUUAGUAACCUUUACUGCGUCCCAUGUAUGUUUGUUACGAAAAUAAAUAAAACCGAAAGCCUU
This is a messenger RNA of Balaenoptera ricei (Rice's whale), 3776 nucleotides long. It is a transcript of the gene S1PR3, whose product is annotated as sphingosine-1-phosphate receptor 3. The record is from RefSeq and is a predicted model, not a curated record. The transcript is spliced from 2 exons. Lineage: Eukaryota; Metazoa; Chordata; Mammalia; Artiodactyla; Balaenopteridae. Gene Ontology annotation, molecular function: sphingosine-1-phosphate receptor activity. Gene Ontology annotation, cellular component: membrane. Gene Ontology annotation, biological process: G protein-coupled receptor signaling pathway. The coding region runs from base 397 to 1533 and encodes 378 amino acids.